GUGAUCCUCCCCUAAUGAAGCCAUGUCUUUCUUAUUAGUUAUCAGACCCCAGAAAUUUCCCCUUCACCACUCAUUGAACAUCCCCACUCAACACAGGAACAUGAUUUUUCUGUCUACCCCUUUCAUCUAUAUAUACAAAGAAGAAAAUGUUCAUUGGCAACACCUAUCUUCACAUUCUCAAAGUACUACAGUUCUCUGAGAUCUUCCUCUUCUUCCGUUUUAGAAGCAUUCAUCUAUCAAAAAUAACAAUGGCUAUCCGCAUGCCUCGUAUCAUUAGCUCUAAGAAAGUUCCCAAGGGCUACUUUGCAGUUUACGUUGGAGAAAACCAGAAGAGGUUCGUGAUACCAGUGUCAUUCUUGAACCAGCCUUUAUUUCAAGAUUUGCUUGGCAUGUCAGAACAAGAGUUCGGAUAUAGUCAUCCUACCGGCGGUAUCACAAUUCCCUGCAAUGAAGAUAUCUUUCUCGUUGUCACCUCUCGGUUGAACUGAUUUGUGAGAGAUUUAACACAAAUCAACCCAUACAUUUUUGUAAAGCAAACAAAACUAACACUAUGUAAACACCUUUUUCCCAUCCUUUUCUGCCUUGGGGAGCAAAUACAAGUCUCCCUAAGUGGAAAGUUAGAGAUGGUUGUUAGUGUAACUUCUAUCAAUCAGUACAAAAGAUGGCAGUUCUAAACA
This is a messenger RNA of Gossypium raimondii (Peruvian cotton), 677 nucleotides long. RefSeq names its product auxin-induced protein 15A-like. The record is from RefSeq and is a predicted model, not a curated record. Gene Ontology annotation, biological process: response to auxin. Lineage: Eukaryota; Viridiplantae; Streptophyta; Magnoliopsida; Malvales; Malvaceae. The coding region runs from base 147 to 488 and encodes 113 amino acids. The transcript has a single exon.